Messenger RNA from Manihot esculenta (cassava), 2962 nucleotides. Its product is annotated as glutamine--tRNA ligase, cytoplasmic. The transcript is spliced from 23 exons. Bases 266 to 2644 code for a protein of 792 amino acids. Lineage: Eukaryota; Viridiplantae; Streptophyta; Magnoliopsida; Malpighiales; Euphorbiaceae. The record is from RefSeq and is a predicted model, not a curated record. Gene Ontology annotation, biological process: glutaminyl-tRNA aminoacylation; translation. Gene Ontology annotation, cellular component: cytoplasm; cytosol. Gene Ontology annotation, molecular function: ATP binding; glutamine-tRNA ligase activity.
UCCAAAAGAAUCUUCGUUCCAGCGAGAAUCUUAAUUCCACAAAAAAUAUUUCAAGUAUCUGAAAAAAAGGCAGACAGAUUCAGUAUUCGUUCUAGCUUAGUUUCACUUGGAGGCUUAAUUAGGGUUUAUCAUCCUCUUCAUAGAUAGCCUCACAUUCCUUUCACACCCAUAGAUCGCCUGCUCAGCUCACUAAUUGCAUUAGUUUUAUCCUCUCUCUCUCUCUCUCACUGUGUGUGUGUGUGUGUGUGUGUGUGUGUGUGUGUGAAUGAUGGUGAAGGAAGAGAGCUCCGAUACGCCAUCGGAGCAGUUCUUGAAAAUUGGUCUCGACGAAAGAACCGCGCGGAACACCAUCGCCAACAACAAAGUCACCAAUAAUCUCACCGCCGUCAUUCACGAGGCGGGUGUCACCGACGGAUGCAGUAGAACAAUUGGAAACCUCCUUUACACGGUAGCUACAAAGUACCCAGCAAAUGCCCUCAUACAUCGACCUACUUUGCUGGGAUAUAUUGUCUCCUCAAAGGUUAAAACCCCAGCCCAGCUAGAAGCUGCAUUUUCUUUUUUAUCUAAGACUGCUUCAGAGAAUUUUGAGUUGAAUGAAUUUGAAGAAGCAUGUGGUGUUGGUGUUGAGGUCUCUGUAGAAGAUAUUGAACGUACUGUAAAUGAAAUUUUUGAACAGAAUAAGGAAUCUAUUUUGGAGCUACGUUAUCGAACAAAUGUGGGUGAUCUAUUUGGGCAUGUUCGUAAGAGGCUUCCAUGGGCUGAUCCAAAGAUUGUUAAGCAAUUGAUAGAUGCAAAAUUAUUUGAAUUACUUGGUGAAAGGACUGCAGCUGACAAUGAGAAGCCCUCAAAGCAGAAAAAGGAAAAGCCUGCUAAAGUUGAGGAUAAAAAAGUUGCUGAUGAUAAUCCAGUGCAGCCAUCUGAGGAAGAUCUUAAUCCAUUCCUUAUAUUUCCUAAUCCUGAGGAAAAUUUCAAGGUGCACACUGAAAUAUUCUUCAGUGAUAAAUCUGUUUUGAGAUGCUGCAACACGAAGGAAAUGCUUGAUAAACAUCUGAAAGCAACGGGGGGAAAAGUUUUUACUCGCUUUCCCCCUGAGCCAAAUGGAUAUCUUCACAUAGGUCAUGCGAAGGCAAUGUUUGUUAGCUUUGGUUUGGCAAAAGAGCGAGAUGGAUGCUGCUAUCUAAGGUAUGAUGAUACAAACCCUGAGGCGGAAAGGAAGGAGUAUAUUGAUCAUAUUCAAGAGAUAGUCCAGUGGAUGGGUUGGAAACCCUUCAAGAUCACUUACUCUAGUGAUUAUUUCCAAGAUCUCUAUGACUUGGCUGUUGAGCUGAUACAAAGAGGUCAUGCAUAUGUUGAUCACCAGACACCUGAGGAGAUCAAGGAGUAUAGAGAAAAGAAGAUGAACAGUCCAUGGAGGGAUAGACCUAUUGCAGAGUCUUUGAAACUUUUUGAUGAAAUGAGACGAGGCAUGAUUGAAGAAGGCAAGGCAACACUUAGAAUGAAGCAAGACAUGCAGAGUGAUAAUUUUAAUAUGUAUGACCUCAUUGCUUAUAGAAUCAAGUUUACUCCUCAUCCACAUUCAGGAGACAAAUGGUGUAUCUAUCCAAGUUAUGAUUAUGCUCACUGCAUUGUGGAUUCUCUUGAGAAUAUCACUCAUUCGCUGUGUACGUUGGAAUUUGAGACACGGCGUGCGUCAUAUUACUGGUUGUUACAUGCACUGGGCAUUUAUCAGCCUUAUGUGUGGGAGUAUUCACGGCUGAAUAUUACAAAUACUGUGAUGUCAAAGCGUAAAUUAAAUUUCUUGGUGACAAAAAAUUAUGUUGAUGGUUGGGAUGAUCCCCGUCUUAUGACACUUGCUGGUUUAAGGCGAAGGGGCGUAACUUCAACUGCAAUCAAUGCUUUUGUCCGAGGAAUUGGAAUCACUAGAAGUGAUGGUAGUUUGAUACGUUUGGAACGCCUUGAGUAUCACAUAAGAGAAGAAUUGAAUAAAACAGCCUCUCGUACAAUGGUUGUAUUGCACCCCCUAAAGGUGGUCAUUACCAACCUAGAAUCUGGCUGCAUUAUGGAUCUUGAGGCAAAGAAAUGGCCUGAUGCUCAAAAUGAUGAUGCUUCUGCUUUUUACAAGGUUCCAUUUUCCAAUGUUGUAUAUAUUGAGCAUUCUGAUUUCCGGAUGAAAGAUUCAAAGGAUUACUAUGGGCUUGCACCAGGCAAAUCUGUCCUACUCAGGUAUGCUUUCCCUAUAAAGUGCACGGAAGUAGUCUUAGCUGAUGAUAAUGAGACUAUUAUCGAGGUCCGGGCUGAAUAUGAUCCUUCCAAGAAAACAAAACCUAAGGGGGUUCUGCACUGGGUAGCUGAAUCUUCCCUAGGGGUUGGUCCUCUAAAGGUGGAAGUCAGAUUGUUUGACAAACUGUUUAAUUCAGAGAAUCCUGCUGAACUUGAGGAUUGGCUUGCUGAUCUGAACCCACUGUCCAAGGUGGUGAUGUCCGGUGCAUAUGCUGUACCAUCACUUAAAAAUGCCGCUGUUGGGGAAAGGUUCCAGUUUGAACGCCUUGGCUAUUUUGUGGUCGACAAGGAUUCAACACCCGAUAAGCUCGUCUUCAAUCGCACUGUGACUCUGCGAGACGGCUAUAGUAAGGGCGGGAAGUAGGUUGUCCGAUGAAAGCAGAAGAGAAACGGGAUGAGCAUUUUAGAGGCGGAGACUGUUGUUCAUAUUUUCGUUGGGAUGAAACAAUGUACACGAUUUAAAAUGUGAAGGCCUAAUGAAAAUUUGCAUGGAAAGUUUUGUGAUCCUUAGAUGGUUUAUCUGGGUGGGAUUUUUGAGGUAAUUCUUGUAACCAGGGCAACUCGAGACGUCUUCUUCUUAAGUUUAUUCUUUUAUUUGUGCUGUGAUAAUUAUUUUCUUGUCCCGGUAGGACUAUCCUAGCAACAUCUUAUAAUUCUAUAUUCAAGUUUCAGAUUUAGCUCC